Molecule: messenger RNA, 6984 nt
Organism: Molossus molossus (Pallas's mastiff bat)
Lineage: Eukaryota; Metazoa; Chordata; Mammalia; Chiroptera; Molossidae
Gene: FAM186A
Product: family with sequence similarity 186 member A
Exons: 13
Source: RefSeq, a predicted model, not a curated record
UUUGUCAAAAUGAAAAAUGAGAUAGACAAUGACUCUGAAUCAGAAAAUGAAGUUGUGGAUUAUACCAUCAUGUCCAUAAAAGACAUUGAUAGAUCAGAGAUCCCUAAACUUGAGAUCCCUCUCUCAGUACAACAAGUCAUCUCUGAUAUUGCGCAAGCACAGCUCUUUCGAGCCAGACAGGACAUUACUUCACAGCUGGAUGACAUAAUGCAAAGUGUGCAGCGGGCAAUACAUCGCUACACUUUUGACGAGAAUGUAAACUCUGGAAGGAAAACCUCUAUUUUAGAGUAUAAGAAACGUAGAGCAAAUUUGCUGAACAAAAUAGCUGAUUUUGCUGAUUCUGCUGAAAUUAAAAAAAUGACUCUUGUCCAUAUCCUGGCCUGGUUGGAAGAAUGGAAUGGCAUUUUGUCUGAGAUGACUGCAAUUGAUGUUGAUGAACACCACCACUGGAUAGCACAAAUGGAGAUUUUACCAGAAACUUUCAAAGCUAUUGAGAGCAAUGUCAAGAUAAUGAGUAACAUUAGUACCUCCUGGUAUGAAGAAAAGAAGAUACAAAGGCAAAAAGCAGCAUCUAGAAGUACUCUAUGGAAAUCUUGGAAAGAAAGAGUUGUAAAGCGACCUGCAACAGCCCAUGCUUUAACACCACAUCAGAUGAUUGGUGAUGAAUUUGCAACAAAUACAAAGGUUUCAGAAAUCCAAGGUAUGCUACAAGAACUCAUAGGUACUGCAUUGUUCAAUAAAUUGGAAAACAAUGCUAUUAAAUAUAUGUCAUCAACAAUAGUAAACCUUUCUAAAGCGUUGAGUUUACUAAGUAAUGAAGUAAAAGCUAUUAACCUCCAAAAUGCCAAUAUGUAUAUAAGUGAGACAAGUGAAAGCGAAAAAGAGAUCCCCCUAAAGAUAAUACAAGAUCUCAGUGAAGAAAAUGAAAUGCUUCAGCAGAAACUUCAAGAUGCAGAAGAAAAAUGGGAGCAGUUUAUUCGAUUCAAAGUAUCUAUAGUGUCACCCACAUCAACUGUGAAAGUAUUAUCUGAGUCUUCUCCACAAUCAUCCAUAGUCAUCAGCAUGACUGAGAAAGAAGACAGUAUGGACAGUAUUUUGGCCAAAGAAUUUGAAAAUAGUAUGGAUGGGGCUCAAAGAAGAGAGACCAAAGUCUCAGGGAUCAAGUGGGACUCGGCUGUUUCAUAUACAGCCCAAGUUGAAAUGACUCCAGAUUUAAUUGAACAGCAAUCCUCUUUACCUGAAAAAAAACAGAAAACACUUUCCAAAGAUAUCACUAAAGAUAUGAUAUCACUGAAGAAAGAUGAUGUCUAUCAGAAAGGUGGGACUGAUCAGUAUCAAUCACAAAGGAAGAGCACAAAAGGCUCAAAUGAGUUCGAGACCUCUAGAUCAAAUCUGAAUGAUCAGAAAGAUGAACAGAUAGCCUCAGAGACCAAAGUUGAUUACCACUUUGAGCUACAACCACUGGGGGAGAAGAGUAAAAUAAAAUCCUUUUCUGAAGCCAAAUCAAAGUCAUUUACUGAAUCAAAAAGUCAACGUGUGCCUGAUGAUUUCCCUUCUACUGACACAAAGAGCCAAGGAAGCAAACGUGAAACAAGUAGUUUAUGGGAAAAACUCAGGCAUAUGAAACCUGAACAUAUACUUGAGAAAAGCCAAAUGUCUUCAGAGAAUCAAGAGAAGCCCACCACUAAGUCAAUGGACAAAGAGAGAAAAGGUGAUAUGGAUAUUCAAACAGAGCCCACCAGGUUGAUCCAACUUGAUAAUUCCUCUGAGAAAGGAAAAAGAAAAGGAAAAAAACAUCAAAUCUCUCCAGAAACUACCAUAAGCAAAGAAGGAAAAACUGAAGAGAAAGACCUGUCAGUCUUUACCAAGAAGAUCAAGAAUCAUGCACUUGCUAAAUCACAACGUAGGAUAACUAGCGAGACUGCAGAAUAUGAUAAAAGUAAACAGAGUAAUCUAGAAGAAUUUCAUGAAGCCAUAAUGGCUUUCUUAAAAGAGAAAAUUGAUAACACAGGACAGCCUUUGGAUAAAACGUCUGUGCCAGAAGAGGAGCUGUUAUUAAAACAAGCAGAAGUUGAAAAAUUAGGAAUCAUAAAGGCAAAAAUGGAGGAAUAUUUCCAAAAUGUGGCUGGAACUGUGACAAAAAUCUUGAGAAAAUACAAAAACAUAAAAAAGGCAGGACAAGUUGGAGAGAAACCUAUGAAACGAAAAAAGGUAGUCUCAUUUAUGCCAGAAUUGCAUUUACAGAAGCCAGUUAGUGCAAAACCUGAAAUUAGCUCCUUACUCUCAUCUGAGAGCACGGACCCAGUGAUACAAAAUUUAACACAAAUGAUCUUGAAUGAAAUAGAAGGUGAAAGAGAUGUUCAAGUAACCUCAAGAGCAGGGAGAGAGCACAAAGAAAAGGAAAAACAGAGGCGGGAGGAAUAUUUGCAAGAGGUUCAAAAACAAAGUUUUGAUAUGAAUCUUAAACACCAGUCACAAGAAGAAAGGAAUCUCUGGAAGACGAGCUAUGAGAAGAUAAGUAAGAAUUUGGAGAAGGAAAACACACGGCUCCAGAUGAAGGAGGGAGAGCAAGAGCAACAGCAGCAGAAUCAGGGGCAGGAAGAAGUGUGGGAGGUACAGCAAAAACAGAGGAUGCAAAAGCAUAUUGAGCAAGAUGAGAAGCAAAAGCGAAUGGAAGAGAAAAAGCAGCAGAAGCAAAAGCAGCAGUUACUGGAAGCAUGGAGGCAAAAAAUGAAAUUGCAAGGAGUGUCCUUGGAGAAGGAAAAGGGACAGCAGAUGGGGCAGGUUCAAAAGGAAGUGAAACAGCUGGAGCUGGAAAGCAGUUUGGAAAAAGAGGAAGAGAAGCAGAAGCCAACGAGAAACGGAGGGGACCAUGAAAGUCAGUUGUAUAGAAAAGCAAAGAAGCAGACGAAGGAGGAAAUCUCUGAAGAACUACGAAAGCUGUUAAGACACUCUUCAGUGACAUUAUCUUCCAGGCAGAAGAAUAUGUGGAAAGAAGCAGCCCGGUUACAUAAAAGAAAAGAGUUCCAUGUAAAUCUUGCUGAUGAAAAGCACUCCAUACCAAUCACUGAUGAAAAGCACUCCGUACCAAUCACUUCUCUCACCUCCACAAGAUCUUCCUUACUUGGGCCCUUUUCUAUUUCUGGACAGUCUCCUACAAAGUGCAUCACUCUCUCCCCUGAACAGGCCCAGGCACUAGGCAUCACUGUCACCCCUCAGCAGGCCAGGGCCCAGGGCAUCACUCUCUCCCCUGAACAGGCCCAGGCCCUGGGCAUCACUGACACCCCUGAACAGGCCCAGGCACUAGGCAUCACUGUCACCCCUCAGCAGGCCCAGGCCCUGGGCAUCACUCUCACCCCUCAGCAGGCCCAGGCCCUGGGCAUCACUCUCACCCCUCAGCAGGCCCAGGCCCAGGGCAUCACUCUCACCCCUCAGCAGGCCCAGGCCCAGGGCAUCACUCUCACCCCUCAGCAGGCCCAGGCCCAGGGCAUCACUCUCACCCCUCAGCAGGCCCAGGCCCUGGGCAUCACUCUCACCCCUCAGCAGGCCCAGGCCCAGGGCAUCACUCUCACCCCUCAGCAGGCCCAGGCCCAGGGCAUCACUCUCACCCCUCAGCAGGCCCAGGCCCAGGGCAUCACUCUCACCCCUCAGCAGGCCCAGGCCCAGGGCAUCACUCUCACCCCUCAGCAGGCCCAGGCCCAGGGCAUCACUCUCACCCCUCAGCAAGCCCAGGCCCAGGGCAUCACUCUCACCCCUCAGCAAGCCCAGGCCCAGCCCCAGGGCAUCACUCUCACCCCUCAGCAGGCCCAGGUUCAGGGCAUCACAAUCUCCCCUGACCAGGCCCAGGCACUGGGCAUCACUCUCACCCCUCAGCAGGCCCAGGCCCAGGGCAUCACUCUCACCCCUCAGCAGGCCCAGGCCCAGGGCAUCACUCUCACCCCUCAGCAAGCCCAGGCCCAGGGCAUCACUCUCACCCCUCAGCAAGCCCAGGCCCAGCCCCAGGACAUCACUCUCACUCCUCAGCAGGCCCAGGUUCAGGGCAUCACAAUCUCCCCUGACCAGGCCCAGGCACUGGGCAUCACUCUCACCCCUCAGCAGGCCCAGGUUCAGGGCAUCACAAUCUCCCCUGACCAGGCCCAGGCACUGGGCAUCACUCUCACCCCUCAGCAGGCCCAGGCCCAGGGCAUCACUCUCACCCCUCAGCAGGCCCAGGCCCAGGGCAUCACUCUCACCCCUCAGCAAGCCCAGGCCCAGGGCAUCACUCUCACCCCUCAGCAAGCCCAGGCCCAGCCCCAGGGCAUCACUCUCACUACUCAGCAGGCCCAGGUUCAGGGCAUCACAAUCUCCCCUGACCAGGCCCAGGCACUGGGCAUCACUCUCACCCCUCAGCAGGCCCAGGUUCAGGGCAUCACAAUCUUUCCUGAACAGGCCCAGGCCCAGGGCAUCACUCUCACCCCUCAGCAGGCCCAGGUUCAGGGCAUCACAAUCUUUCCUGAACAGACCCAGGCCCAGGGCAUCACUCUCACCCCUCAGCAGGCCCAGGCCCAGGGCAUCACUCUCACCCCUCAACAGGCCCAGGUCCAGGGCAUCACUGUCACCCCUGAGCAAGCCCAGGCACUGGGCAUCACUCUCACCCCUCAGCAGGCCCAGGUUCAGGGCAUCACAAUCUCCCCUGAACAGGCCCAGGCACUGGGCAUCACUCUCACCCCUCAGCAGGCCCAGGUUCAGGGCAUCACAAUCUUUCCUGAACAGGCCCAGGCCCAGGGCAUCACUCUCACCCCUCAGCAGGCCCAGGUUCAGGGCAUCACAAUCUUUCCUGAACAGGCCCAGGCCCAGGGCAUCACUCUCACCCCUCAGCAGGCCCAGGCCCAGGCCCAGGGCAUCACUCUUACCCCUCAGCAGGCCCAGGCAUUGGGAGUCCCCAUUAUCCCCCCAAAUGCCUUAGUAUCAGCUGUCACUCUUGGCCCUGAACAGACUGAGUCUUUGGGAGCCCUUCUCACCUCAGAUAAAGCCCAUGUCUUAGGCUCUCCCCCUACCCCUGAGCAAGUUCAACCUUCUCUUAAACCAUUUCAAGAAUCAAAGACUUCUCUCUCCUCUGGGCAAUCCAUUACAUCGGGAACUAGGUGGUCCCUGGCAUCAUCUGCUCCUAUUACUGAGAAGUCCCCUAUAUUUGAGGUCUCUUCUACUCCUUUGCAGAUAUCAAGAUCUCCCCUUACCCAAGCCCCCUUUGUCCCUGGGAGAUCCCUAGGAAUGGGGAUUCCUUCUGACCCUAGGAAGCUCCUGGAAACACAGAUUUUUCCUUCCUCUAGACAAACACUAGUUUCUAAGGAUCAAUCCACCUUUGUGCAGUUCCUAGCACCAGAGGUCCCUCCCACUCCUGGGAAGCUCCCAAUAUCUGGGGCCCCACCUACUCCUGGGCAGUCCCUUAUAUCUGGAGUUCCACCCACCUCCUCACAGAUUCCCACUCUCUGGGAUCCUUUCUCUCCUGGGAAGCCCUUGGUUCCUGGAUCCUCUUCUAUCCAUGGGGAAUCUAUACCCAUAACCCUCUCUGGGCAGCCCCAGACAUUUCCACUCCCUACCACCUGUGAGCAAUCUCCCUAUCUACAAGCCCCUUCUACCCUCGGGCAGGUUCUGGCACCACCGACCCUUCCUGGGCAAGCUUUCCCACUAUGGAUCUCCCCCACUUCUGGGCAUCCCCCAACACUAUGGGCUCCCUCAACCCCUGGAAAGCCCCAGAAAGAUUUGUCCUCUUCUAUAUCUAAGAAAACUAAGGAAAAAUUGGAAAUUAUUUCUUCUCUGAAAUCUAAAUCAGCCUUGGUCCAUCCCAGUGAUCCAAAUUUCAAGGUACCUCAAGCCCCUUUCACCACUAAGGAGUUCCAAAUAUCAGAGGUCUCUGACACUUCUGAAGAAAUCCAGAUACUCCACGAUUCUUUUGCCAUGGAACAAUUUAGGACAUUUCCGUCCUAUCUCACCAAUUAUAGGACACCAGCAUCACAAACCCCUUACAUUGAUGAGGGGGCCCUUCCCACUCUCAUGAAGCCUAUAACAUCAUUAUCUUCUCUUACUGCUCAAUUACCCAAAAGAUCACAGAUUUCACCUUCUGAAUGGGACUGGAAAUCCCAAUUCCCUCCUAUAAACAAGCCCUGCAUACUGACUUCAGUUUCAGAUACCAAGAAACCCAGGAUGAUGGUACCCCCUUUCCCUCUCCAAGAACUUAAAGAGCAGAGGUAUUUUGUUGAUGUGAAUGCUCAGAGAAAGAACCUGAUACUCUUAAAUCAGACCACAAAAACUUCUGGACUACCUUCAGAGCUACAUACAACAGCUAGAAAUCUCAUAAUUGAGACACUUCAUACAGACACAGUUCGGCUGGGUUACCUAUUCCGCAAGUACAUUGCCUAUAGGCUGAUCCAGCGUGCAAGAAACAACAUAAUCAAACAAUUGCAAGCCAUCCAAAACAGUGGGAAAGGUUACGAGAUCCAGAAUCUCUACAUCAUGUUGAGCAGAAUUGAUGACUACCAGAAAAAGGUGAUGGGGGUCUGGACCGAGAAGCAGAAGUCUCUAGAGCAGAAACGGAAUCAGUGCCUGAGGAAAAUGAUGUCCUUAUUUAGCCGGCUCCAAGAGAUGUAUGAAUUGAAUCUUAGUCAACCUGUACCUUUGAUCAUCGACAAAAAGCAGAAACCUGCCCCUACCAAAUUUGUUCAACAACCACUUCUAGAGCUACUAAAAAAAGAGGACAGAAAAUCUGACAAGAUUUUUAGGUUCUCUAGACAAGAAGACCAGAUGGAAGCCAUAUGGAAUGCUGAUCAGUCCACUUCAAGCUACCCAAUAGCUGAGAAGACAUCAAUACAUUCACUGUGGGCCCAGCUGGGUGGGUACCCACCUAUUCCUAUGCUGCUCCAGUUAGAUGUUCAGUCUACCUUCAGAAAAUCUCUUGCAUCCAUUCAAUCACACUCCAGGGAGUUACCAAAAGCAUUAGUCAUUUAG